Molecule: messenger RNA, 571 nt
Organism: Rhododendron vialii
Lineage: Eukaryota; Viridiplantae; Streptophyta; Magnoliopsida; Ericales; Ericaceae
Exons: 2
Coding region: 16-369 (117 amino acids)
Source: RefSeq, a predicted model, not a curated record
AGAGAAGAACUUUUUAUGCGAAUAAAUCAAUUUGAUUGGUUAUCAGUAAGCAUAGCAAGGAUGGAUCAAACAUCUAGGAAGCAACAAGGGACAUCUGUGCUGCUAAACACAACACUAGAGGAGGUGAAGAGCUCAACAGCAUUAUCUUCACCACCACCAUCUCCCAUGGCUCUACAGAAGUCAUCAAGUGUCAAACAAAACUGCCUCUGUUCACCAACCACCCACGCUGGAUCCUUUCGCUGCCGCUACCACAGGAACCCAAGCUUUACCCGCAGCUCAUCCGUCGGCUCUAAACUCUCUGAGAUCAGCUCCAAACUCUCGGAGUUUGAGCCCAAACCGUCCAGAAUGUGCGACCAACUCCACGCUUAAUAAGCUUCAUUCCUCCACCGGACAACCACGAACUCUGUUCUAUGAAAACAUGAUAUUUAACAUUGGCCUACGGUGAUUGUACUCGUUUCUGCUAAUAUUUGAGACCUUGAUCAAAAAUUGCUCACUCUUACUGUUCAUAAUUUGACACUAUUUACGAUUCGUGAUAUUGACUUUGGUGCAAUUGCUUAUUCUUGUUGAAUAA